Molecule: messenger RNA, 2339 nt
Organism: Tupaia belangeri chinensis (Chinese tree shrew)
Lineage: Eukaryota; Metazoa; Chordata; Mammalia; Scandentia; Tupaiidae
Gene: CCNL2
Product: cyclin L2
Biological process (GO): regulation of transcription by RNA polymerase II
Molecular function (GO): cyclin-dependent protein serine/threonine kinase regulator activity
Source: RefSeq, a predicted model, not a curated record
GGCCGGCGCCGCCGGCUCAGGGGUCACAGCCCCUGGGUCUCAGGGGGUGCUAAUCGGGGACAGGCUGUACUCUGGGGUGCUCAUCACUUUGGAGAACUGCCUCCUGCCUGACGAUAAGCUGCGGUUCACGCCGUCCAUGUCGAGCGGCCUUGACACCGACACGGAGACCGACCUCCGCGUGGUAGGCUGUGAACUCAUACAGGCGGCGGGCAUCCUGCUCCGCCUGCCGCAGGUGGCCAUGGCAACCGGGCAGGUGUUGUUCCAGCGGUUCUUUUAUACCAAGUCCUUUGUGAAGCAUUCCAUGGAGCAUGUGUCAAUGGCUUGUGUUCACCUGGCAUCCAAAAUAGAAGAGGCCCCAAGACGAAUACGGGAUGUCAUCAAUGUGUUUCAUCGCCUUCGACACCUGAGAGAGAAAAAGAAGCCUGUGCCUUUACUAUUGGAUCAAGAUUAUAUUAAUCUAAAGAAUCAGAUUAUAAAGGCGGAAAGACGAGUUCUCAAAGAGCUGGGUUUCUGUGUCCACGUGAAGCAUCCUCACAAGAUAAUCGUUAUGUACCUUCAGGUGUUAGAGUGUGAGCGUAACCAACACCUGGUCCAGACUUCAUGGAAUUACAUGAAUGACAGCCUUCGCACAGAUGUUUUUGUGAGGUUCCAGCCUGAGAGUAUUGCCUGUGCCUGCAUUUAUCUUGCUGCUCGAACACUGGAGAUCCCUCUGCCCAAUCGUCCCCAUUGGUUUCUUUUGUUUGGAGCAACUGAAGAAGAAAUUCAAGAAAUCUGCUUAAAAAUCCUGCAGCUUUAUACACGAAAAAAGGUUGAUCUGACACACUUAGAAAGUGAGGUGGAAAAGAGGAAGCAUGCUAUUGAAGAAGCAAAGGCACAAGCCAGGGGCCUGCUGCCAGGGGCUGCACAGGUUCUAGACAACACGUCAGGGUUCUCACCUGCCCCCAAGCUGGUAGAAUCCCCUAAAGAAGGUAAAGGAAACAAGCCUUCCCCACUCUCUGUAAAGAAUGUCAAGAGGAAGACGGAGAGCACAAAGAAAGCAAAGGGGGACAGCCCUGUGAACGGCUUGCCAAAGGGGCGAGAGAGUCGAAGUCGGAGCAGGAGCCGAGAGCAGAGCUAUUCCAGGUCCCCAUCGCGAUCCACUUCUCCUAAGAGGAGGAAAAGUGACAGUGGCUCAACAUCUGGUGCGUCCAAGUCACAGAGCCGCUCUCGAAGCCGUAGCGACUCCCCACCAAGGCAGGCACACCGCACUGCCCCCUAUAAAGGCUCUGAGGUGAGGGGCUCCCGGAAGACCAAGGACUGUAAAUACCCUACCCAGAAACCACACAAAUCUCGGAGCCGGAGCUCAUCUCGUUCUCGAAGCCGGUCACGGGAGCGGGCAGAUAACUCUGGAAAGUACAAAAAGAAAAGUCAUUACUACAGAGAUCAGCGACGGGAGCGUUCGAGAUCCUACGAGCGCCCAAGCCAUCGCUAUGAGCGGGACCACCCUGGGCACAGCCGGCAUCGGAGGUGAGGCAGGGGUUCCAAGUGACUGGCCAGCCUCAGGCUUUACUGAAGGGCAUCUAGAGGGCUGCUCUGAGCCCUCCCUGUCAUGCACAUCUCAGUGCGGUGACCCUGUGGCAUGACUUUUUAGGAAUGGUUUUUGACUUUGGACCUUGAGAUGAAUUUGGAAAUGGAAUUGAGGGGACAGUGAAGUUCCCCCUCAGGCCAGCCUGGGGCACAGUGCAGCCUUGCAGGUGGCUUGAUGGAAAAGCAGAUGCACACCUCCCUGUUGGUAUGGCUUGGUGCUAUCGACAAGCUGUCUCCACUCCUGAACCCGAUACUCAAUUACGUUAAGCCAAGAAAGAUGAUUUAGAACCUUUGCCUAUAUUAGGUUGUACUUAUGUACAUAUUUUGCAGUGUUUCACAAUGAGAAAAUGGCCUUAAUAGCCCCUUAUUCUCUGUCCACAUUGUAAAUAAACAUGUGUUUAAUGCAAGUUAAAGCUGUAUAUGAAAACUCAGAACUUGAAUUCUGUUAGCUUAAAACUUGUGUAGAGAAUCCUGAUUUCAAAUGUGAAGGUAUUUAGGUCUGUGUUGAAAGUCGUAUAUUUUUAUCUGUGCAAUGCUGAGUGCAGGACACCAGCUCCUAAAUAGAGAAGUUUCUUAUAUAUGCAUUUUAUGGGGUUGAAUAAACACAAUUCUCUCUACUCAGGACAUUUGGAACGUUAAAGAAUUUGUAGGUUGUCAUUCUGCUUGCCUGUUCAAGUGUACAGCCUUUGCACAGCCAGCCUACCCGUUCUAGGAGUAUGUCUGAGUUGUGUCCCUGCUCCCUGCCCUCAUUAAAGUGUUGGAUUUUGUAUUGA